Molecule: messenger RNA, 1320 nt
Organism: Mauremys reevesii (Reeves's turtle)
Lineage: Eukaryota; Metazoa; Chordata; Testudines; Geoemydidae
Gene: BPIFB6
Product: BPI fold containing family B member 6
Exons: 14
Coding region: 421-1320 (299 amino acids)
Molecular function (GO): lipid binding
Source: RefSeq, a predicted model, not a curated record
CUCACCAGCUCAGCAUGCGUGGGCCAGUGUGGCUAUAGCGUUAGCGCUACGUCCCUAGCCAAAGGCUUUAUAGGUGGAAAUAUAGAAAUCACAGUGGUUGCGAACAUGACCGCCAAGAACAAACUGUCGCAGGAUGACUCGGGUUGCCCCAAAUUCAGCGUUGGCGACUGCCAGAUUUCUCUCGUUAGUGUUAAAACCAAUCUCCCCAGCAGCAUGCUGCCCAAAAUUGUGAAUAAGUUCCUGGAUACCACCCUUCAAAAAGUCCUGCCAGCCAUGAGACUUGCUUACACACACGUUUGCAGCUGUUUAACUGGAGGUGUGUUGUGGACCGAUGAGAGCAUGUCUACACUGCCAGCUGGAGUUGAGAUUGCAGCUCGGGUGGACAUACCCUUGCUAGCACAGCUGCAAGCAGCAGUGUAGAUGCACUGGUGCAACUCUCCAAUGCUCCAGGGACCCUGGCUGUGCCCAGCAGUGGAUGCUGUGCUUACCCUUGUGAACCAAAAGUUCACCACCCUGGUUUCCCUGAGCUCAGUCGGCGCCGCUGGAAGCAUCCGCUAUGCUUUGCUGAGCCCACCGGUGACGAGUGAAGAUUUCAUAGAACUGGAUUUAAAUACCACGGUCCUGCAAGAGGGCGGAGACCUCAUUGACCUUCCCGCUGACCCCCCAGCUCUUACGUCCCUGCCGCCGAAAAGGGAUUCCGCUACCCAGCUGGCCCUGUCAGUGAAUUUCCUGAGCGCCGAGCUCACUCUCAUACAAACAUCCCUCAACCUUGAUGUCACGGAGACCAUAAUUCUUGGGCUUCCUCCAUUAACAACGACAACACUUGGCGCCUUGAUCCCCAUGCUCUCUGAGUCGUUGCCUCCGUCUCAGCCGAUGGUUAUUGAAAUCCGAAUAACUAAACCGCCCGUGGUCACCAUGCGGCAGGACAAAGGCCUCGUGCAUCUCUUCGGCACCGCGGAGUUCCUCACUUCGCAGCCCAGCGCUGCUCGGGAAUCCCUCUUUGUCCUGGACAUUCAUAUCAAUUUGGAUACCCAAUUCUCUAUUCACGAAGAGAAGCUGCGGAUCUCCUUAGGUCUGGACAGCUUGUAUGAAAUGGCCUUGGCGGCUUCGUCCAUUGGCACGUUCGCUGAGUUGCUGGUGAAGGGGUUUUUGGUGAAUAUUAUUGAAGCUGCGUAUGUGCCAGCAAUCAAUGGGGCACUGCAAGAAGGGAUCCCUCUGCCUCACCUGCUAGGCAUGAAAUAUGCAAAUGCUGAUAUUAGCAUGUCUGAGAAGGUCUUACCGGCUGUGUCUGCUGCAGAGUCCAGGACUGUGAGGAACUAA